CUUAUAUAAUACCAAAACAUGUAGAACAAAAACUCAUUUUCCAGAACAACAGAAAAGUUAUUGAGAAGAGGUUCUUUACAUUAAUGGAGUCCAUAAGAUGGAGAAAACCGAGUCUGAAACCGAUUCAAACUAAGACAAAAUUAGCCAUGGAAGAAGCUAAAGAAGAGCCAUUGAGUCCAUCAGCAAGGUUAUUUCACGAGCCCAACUUCAACGUCCAUGUUAUAGCUAUAAUGGGAAGCAAAUCAAGAAUCAAUCCUCAGGUUAUCAAAGAGAAAUUGGUCCAUACUUUGCUUAAGCAUCCUCGUUUCUCCAGCCUGCAGGUGGUGGAUGAGGAAAAAAACGGAGAAAUGAAAUGGGUCCGGACAAAGGUGGACUUAGAUAAGCACAUUGUGGUACCACAAGUAGAUGAAAAAAACCUGCAGGAAUCACCAGACAAAUUCGUGGAGAAUUAUAUUCACAACCUUAGCAAAACCACACUUGACAAGUCGAAACCUCUGUGGGAUCUCCAUCUUCUCAACGUCAAAACAUCCGAUGCUGAGGCUGUUGGCGUCUUUCGAAUCCAUCAUUCACUUGGAGAUGGCACCUCUCUUAUUUCCCUUCUGCUCGCUUGUACUCGCCAAACUGCUCAUCCAGAUAAAAUUCCAACUAUUCCAGGAAAUAAAAAGAGGCCUAUUAAUUCUUCCGACUCCAAGGGAUUGUGGCCGUAUGUUGCAAAAGCUUGGUCAUUUAUGAGAUUGUUUUGGAACACAAUAGUGGAUGUGUUGAUGUUUAUGGCCACGACUAUGUUUUUGAAGGACACAAGUACGCCAAUUAAGGGUAAGCCUGGUUCUGAGUUUAAUCCUAGGCGAUUUGUGUACAGGACAGUAAGUCUUGACGAUUUGAAGUUGGUGAAAAAUGCAUUGAAUAUGACAAUAAAUGAUGUCGCUCUGGGAGUAACACAAGCUGGUUUAUCUGUGUAUCUUAAUAGGAGAUUUCGUGAGGGUAAGAAAGACAAGGGAGCAACAGAGAAAAACAAUAAUCUUCCCAAGAAUAUUAGACUCAGAUCAACUCUUCUUGUAAACUUAAGACCGUCAACUGGAAUUCAGGCUUUAGCUGAUAUGAUGGACAAGGACACUGAGGCAAAGUGGGGGAAUUGGAUUGGAUUUGUUCUUCUACCCUUUAAGAUCGUAUUACGAGAUGAUCCCUUAGAUUAUAUCAGAGAAGCUAAGGCAACCAUUGAUCGUAAGAAAAACUCUCUUGAAGCAAUCUAUACAUUUUCCAUUUCAGAAUUAGCACUCAGAUUUUUUGGGAUAAAGACAUCAAGCUCAAUAUCGCACAGAAUUAUCACCAAUACAACAAUGUGUUUCUCCAAUUUGGUCGGCCCCCAAGAAGAAAUUGGCUUCUAUGGGCACCCUAUGGCUUACCUUGCACCUAGUUCUUAUGGGCAACCUCACGCGCUGAUGAUUAAUUUCCAGAGCUAUACAAACAAGAUGACGAUAGUUCUAUCAGUAGACGAAAGUGUGAUUCCUGAUCCGCAUAAAUUAUUGGACGAUCUUGAACAAUCUCUAAAGCUUAUCAAGGAUGCUGUGGUAGAGAGAGGCCUUUGCUAUAAAUAAAAUGUAUUUGACACGAUAUAUCAUAUCUUUAGUUUGCUCUUCUAGUUUUAUGGCUCAAAACGUCGCGUUGACAAUAAGACAAGUAUAAUAAAACUUAUCGGCGUUACCACAA
Nicotiana attenuata is the source of this 1707-nucleotide messenger RNA. Its product is annotated as O-acyltransferase WSD1-like. Bases 84 to 1595 code for a protein of 503 amino acids. Gene Ontology annotation, molecular function: long-chain-alcohol O-fatty-acyltransferase activity; diacylglycerol O-acyltransferase activity. Gene Ontology annotation, biological process: triglyceride biosynthetic process. The transcript is spliced from 7 exons. Lineage: Eukaryota; Viridiplantae; Streptophyta; Magnoliopsida; Solanales; Solanaceae. The record is from RefSeq and is a predicted model, not a curated record. Gene Ontology annotation, cellular component: plasma membrane.